ACCAAACCAAGAAAAACAUUGUGAACAACUCCCUCCAUCACGUUGCCUUACCUUCUCGUCUUCUUCCUUCUUUCUUCUUCGCCUUUUGUUCAACUCCCUCUCUUUUUACGAAUACAACUCCAGAUUCUUUUAAACCCCCAAAUUCUAGGGUUUCUGUUCGUUUUCUUUGCUCAGAGAUCCUAAUUUGAUAAUUCUCUCUCUUCUCUUUAUUCAGUGUCUCCUUUGGGCUUUUGUUCACCAUGUCGAGUUUGGAGGAGCCACUUGGUUUCGACAAGCUGCCUAGCAUGAGUACUAUUGAUGGGAUUCAGAGGUUCUCAGCUGGUGCUUGUAGGCCUAGAGGAGAAGAUAUGGGCAUGGGAACCUGCUGGAUUGAAGGGAGGAGUUGCAGCACAUCUAAUAGUUGUGAUGAGGAUUAUGAAGAAUAUACAGGGGAGGCAUUCCCAUGGAGAAGACAUGUGAGGGAUGUGUCUGAAGGUGGAGCCUUCAACAGAAGGGCUUCAAGUCUAAGCAAGAAUCGCAUGAAAUGCGGACAUGUUUGUGACUCAAGGUACUUGCCAGAUCUUCAGUAUAGGUCCAAGUGCAAUGGCAGAGGUGUACGAGGCAUAACAAAUAAGCCGUUUUUAAAAGAUAUACCAAAGUUUGUGAAGAUGGUAGAAGUUGGUCCAAGGGAUGGAUUGCAAAAUGAGAAGAAUAUUGUACCUACGUCUGUAAAGGUUGAAUUGAUUCGGAGAUUGGUAUCUUCAGGGUUGACUGUUGUUGAAGCUACAAGUUUUGUGUCUCCUAAAUGGGUGCCUCAGCUAGCAGAUGCAAAAGAUGUAAUGAAAGCAGUUCAUAACAUGGAGGAUGCCAGAUUGCCUGUUCUCACUCCUAAUCUAAAGGGCUUUGAAGCAGCUGUUGCAGCGGGUGCAAAAGAAGUAGCUGUCUUUGCAUCUGCUUCUGAUUCCUUUUCAAAGUCAAACAUUAAUUGUAGCAUCGAAGAAAGCCUUGUCCGCUACCGUGCUGUCUGUGCUGCUGCUAAGGAGCUUUCAGUUCCUGUUCGUGGGUAUGUAUCAUGUGCGGUUGGAUGUCCGGUGGAAGGAGCAAUUCCUCCAUCGAAAGUGGCCUAUGUGGCAAAGGAACUUUACAAUAUGGGUUGUUUUGAAAUUUCCCUUGCUGAUACAAUUGGAGUUGGCACCCCUGGUAACACUCUACAGUCUACACUAUCACUGUUAAGAAACAAAGUGUGUGGGUUGAGUGGCGCCAAAAAAAAAAAAGUGUGUGGGUUGAGUAGGAAGCAAUCACUAUUAGCUUUUGUGCUUAGAUUUUGCUUUCUUUUGAUGGGGAUUAGCACAGUGGAUUCAUCGGUAGCAGGUUUGGGUGGUUGUCCAUACGCCAAGGGAGCUUCAGGGAAUGUUGCCACUGAGGAUGUGGUGUAUAUGCUUAAUGGCCUUGGUGUCAAAACAAACGUGGAUCUGGCGAAGCUCAAGUUGGCCGGGGAUUUCAUCAGCGACCAUCUGGGUCGCCAAUCUGGUUCCAAGACCGCUAUUGCUUUGGGCCGGGUAACAGCCGAUGCCUCCAAGAUAUAGAGAACAUACCUAUAAUUAUAAUGGAAUAAUUCUAUCCAGAUCGGAUCAUCUCUGCUCUAGCUAGCAAAAAGGGGAACAUGUUUCAUUGCACGGUUUGUUCCUUACAUUGUAUAUUGCUAUAGAAAAUAAAAGAAACCUCAAACCAUAUACGUGGUACUAAUCGUUAUUUUGGGAAUGGCAGAUAUAAUAAUAAUAAUAAUAUUGUUAUUAUUAUUAUGUUAAAAGUAUCCACCAAGCCUUGCAAAAAGCUGCCUAUUGCAAGCGAUAGGAGUUGUAGUAUCUCUAAUGAUGGAUUGUUGUAUCCAGCACAUACAAGAUUCAUGGAGUCUAUAUUUAAACCCAACAAUUUCAUCAAGACAAACCCAGUUAGAAAUGACAUAAUUAAUGAACAACUAGAAAGUAUCUGCUCCUUUUCUUUCUUGUUCUUUUGUAAAUAGAAAAUAUCUUCUUUGGCCUUUGGGGGUUCAUGGGAAAGUUGUGCAUGCUUCCAUUGUAAAUGUCGCCCUGGAGUUAAUGCAACAGCACUCCGUGAAAUGAUGAAACUACAAAGACAUCUUAUGACAAUAAGUGCCACCUGCUGGUUCUGGUCUCAAAAGAUGAUUAGGGCAAAUAAGGAAAUUCAAUCAUGGUUGGCGGUGUCGUUGUUGAGAGGCUGAUGGGAAUGGCAGAAUCAUUAAACCAUGUUCUAGACCUGUCACUCAUAUCUAGCUGUUGUAACAAUUCAUUCUUUGAGUUUUGCGUUGCAAGAAAAUAAUUCCCUCCUACCUUGUAGAUUCAA
Theobroma umbraticum is the source of this 2343-nucleotide messenger RNA. RefSeq names its product Aldolase superfamily protein. Gene Ontology annotation, biological process: L-leucine catabolic process; ketone body biosynthetic process. Lineage: Eukaryota; Viridiplantae; Streptophyta; Magnoliopsida; Malvales; Malvaceae. Gene Ontology annotation, molecular function: hydroxymethylglutaryl-CoA lyase activity. The record is from RefSeq and is a predicted model, not a curated record. Gene Ontology annotation, cellular component: mitochondrion.